Messenger RNA from Mercenaria mercenaria, 1595 nucleotides. RefSeq lists its product as uncharacterized. The record is from RefSeq and is a predicted model, not a curated record. The transcript has 12 exons. Bases 337 to 1503 code for a protein of 388 amino acids. NCBI's taxonomy places the organism in Eukaryota, Metazoa, Mollusca, Bivalvia, Venerida, Veneridae.
CUUCUCGGAUCUAUAUGUUUUUUUGAAAAACUAAUUGAACCUAAAGAGUCAUACUCACCGUGAGGCCCUUCAACACCAACCAUUCCAAAAAUCAUCUAAACUCUACCCUUGCAGCUGCAGCAUGCUGACAUGUUACUUCGAGAAAUCUACAUGUUCUUUCUAAAAUAACACACACAGAAAUUGCAAUAGGUUUGGACAAUAAAAAGACGGAAAAUCUGUAGAUAGAUAUUCAUAGUAUUCGUAAACUUAUUUUCAGUUAUUGAAACGUGACAUCGCUUAUCUUUAGGACACUAUUAUAUAUGACAUGUAAAAACAGACAGGAAGGGAAGGGAAAAAAUGGAAUUUGCUAAAGUAUUUGUUUUAGCGUUUGUCUUGUACACUACGAAUGGAAACAGUCCAUGUUUUGAUGUUGAUACAGCAGCGUGCAAAUUAAUGGAACAUAAUAAACCGGAUCUUUGUGAUUCAAGUAUUGGUGAAACAGCGUGCCCAAGAUACUGUGGAAAAUGCCCUCUCGAGUGCUUUUCAUGUCCAGACACUGUACAAGAUAUUUCGCAGUGCAACAAAGUCGUCACCUGUGAUUUUAACCAGACAUGUUACACAAUGGAAAUUUUCGACUUUGACCGUAGCCAUGGUAUCUCCGGAGGAUGCGUUGCCAAAGAGUUAUGUGUACCACAUAGUGGCCAGGCCCAACUAUUCGGCAGGAGUUCGAGCACUGUUCAAACAAGAUGUUGCGAUUCAGACAGGUGUAACGGACCGUCUCCAACAACAACAACUUCUACGACUUCUACAACGGCAAGACAUAGAACGCACGCGCACUCGGGACAUCACACCACUGCUAGUCAUUGUGUUGACCGGUUGCAUUCUUUUUGCAGUCACCUCGAUUGUUCUCAUUCUCACUUUGCAGCCAUAGAAUGCAAAAAGACAUGUGGACUAUGUUUUCUGACUACCGUGGCAUUUGCUCACGUGAGUUUGGCAGAUUACGCGUGUUCCGAUUUGAACACAGAUGCAUGCAAAUUGAUGCACCAUGAUAAGCCUGACCUCUGUGACUCGAGUACCGGCGAAACAGCGUGCCCAAGAUACUGUGGAAAAUGCCCUCUCGAAUGCUACACAUCUUCAGACCUUGUACAAGACCUUUCACAGAGUAACGCAUUGACUUGUGACGUAGACCAGGUUUGUUAUUCUAUGGAGGUAACAGACUUUGACCAAAGUCAUGGCUUUCGUGGUGGUUGUAUAAACAAAGAGGUAUGCGUACCCCAUGCUUUGACUCCGCAGAUAUUUGGAAGAAGUUCCAGCGCUGUGCAUAUAAAUUGCUGUGAUACAGAUAGAUGUAACGGACCUUCAACAACAGCAGCAGUGAUAACUUCUCCAACUACUCAGAAACAAGCGGUAGUAACAACGGCUGACAAUCCUCAUUGUAAGGAUCAUUCGUCGUCAUGUCCAUCUGACGGCCAUUGUAACCCACAUUACGUAUUACGCUGUCCGAAAUCUUGCGGGCGUUGUUAAAUAGUGCGGACCAUGACGAAUUGUUUUGACAUUCUUAUAUAUGCUUUUUUUGUAUAUAUCAGUAGCUCUGAAAAUAAAAAAUAGCAAUAUUA